GACUGUUACUGCCUUGCCAUUGCCUUUUCUACGCCGCAUCAUCUGGUUGUCUUCGGAAACGGCUUUCUUCAGUCGUUGGAAAUUGCCGUCAGUCUGCGGGUGCGCCUACAAUCACAUCGCUAAUUGUUGUGUCUUUGUUACGGAAACAGAUCAAUCCUCCGCUGAUUACUCUCACCAAAAAACCGGUUCUCUACCGUCGAGAUCGGACUUGUCAUUAGUAUCGGGCAACGGGGAACUCGAUUUGUCCAAUUCUUCAAGAAAGCACAAGCCGAAGCCUUUCACCUUGCUUAGCCGCACCAAGUCAUUGAAGGACAGGGAAGGGCCGAGUCCCAAGGGUACCAGUCCAAAGGAGCCCAAACCGGCAAAAAUGCAGGAACCAGAUCGGGCACUCACCUUUGCGGGUCAACAACCCCUGACGACGGCACCGCUGCAAUCGGAGGGGCCCGACCGCUCAUUCAGGCACGUUGUCAACUCAUCAGCACGAAAUCACUCGGCGGAUCGAGCUCUGCCCCGAGACACGACGAACAAAGAAAUUAGACAAGAUAAAGACGUCCACAACUACAACCGAAGCCAUCCCUCCUCCUUCAGGGACACCGCAGGCUCUGCCUUUCUUAGUGGACUAAAGAGUUCUGGCACACGCGCAGCCGACAUGAUAAGCAAGGGAUUGUUUGGCAAGGGUGGGAGGAGUGGAAGCACGACCGAAAGGGAGCCGCAUGUGGACGACGAGCAUUACCAGUUGAAAGUAAUCAACCGCCCGUUGGUGGAACAGACACGUUUGACAAGGAUAUCAAAAAAGUUGGAAGAGUCGCGGGAUAAGACGGAAUUCUGGAUGCCGGCAUUUCCAUGGCGUGCCAUCGACUAUCUGAACUACAAGGGGAGCGACGUGGAGGGCCUAUAUCGUGUUCCCGGGAGCGGGCCGCAGAUCAAGAAAUGGCAAAGGAGGUUUGACGAAGAAUUCGACGUCGAUCUGUUCGCGCAGGAGGACCUAUACGACAUCAAUAUCAUCGGAUCCAUGCUUAAAGCCUGGCUACGAGAACUACCGGACGAGCUCUUUCCGAAAGAAGCCCAAGAGCGCAUUUCUCGAGAAUGCUCUGGGGCCGAAGAAGUGCCACAGCUACUCGUCGAGGAACUCUCCAACCUAUCGCCUUACAACUACUACCUGCUCUUUGCCAUUACCUGCCACCUGAGCUUGCUCCUGGCGCACUCUGACAAGAACAAGAUGGAUUUCAGGAACCUCUGCAUUUGCUUCCAGCCAUGCAUGAAGAUCGACGCCUUCUGCUUCCGAUUUCUCGUCUGCGAUUGGAGGCGAUGCUGGCAGGGCUGCAAAAACGAGGCCAAGUUUAUCGAGGAAGAGUACAUGUUGAUGAACCAGCCACCCCCUAGAGCGCUCAGUGGCGGGGGCAACCGCGGCCGUUCCGCGUCCAACAGCAACGGCGCGAACGGCACAAACGAGACCCAGGAUGAGCGCAACAUAUCGUCUUCGGACAGUAGCAGGCAGUCAGCUCUGGCGCGUGAGCAAAAUCAGCAGCAAAACGGCAAGUUACGGAAGAAGCCUAUCCCGCCUGCACAGUCGAACGGCAGCAUGGAGUCAAAUAAUUCGACCAUUUCGACCAACUUGACUGUCGACAGCGACAGAGAGCUGCCAAGGAGGUCAGGAGAUCUGAGGCCACUGUCACCAAUCAAACCGCUCUCUCCUCUCGGCUUUUAGUUGAGGCCUUCGAACAAAAGGAGCACGAGACGAACCAAGAUAUCUCCAAAGCGGCCUGCUUUUCUGACAUGCGAGACAUGAAACCACCUCUGGCGGAACUGUAUGUUUUAACACGAAGACAUAUUCUCACCCCUUUUUAUCUCGACUCACGAUUUUACGCACCGUUGACGAUCAUACAAAUUUUCCUAUGUUCGAGUUG
Messenger RNA from Pseudomassariella vexata, 1907 nucleotides. Its product is annotated as Rho GTPase activation protein. The coding region runs from base 368 to 1708 and encodes 446 amino acids. Gene Ontology annotation, biological process: regulation of GTPase activity; signal transduction. NCBI's taxonomy places the organism in Eukaryota, Fungi, Ascomycota, Sordariomycetes, Amphisphaeriales, Pseudomassariaceae. The record is from RefSeq and is a predicted model, not a curated record. The transcript is spliced from 2 exons. Gene Ontology annotation, cellular component: cytoplasm.